Molecule: messenger RNA, 2256 nt
Organism: Thrips palmi
Lineage: Eukaryota; Metazoa; Arthropoda; Insecta; Thysanoptera; Thripidae
Exons: 10
Coding region: 1-2106 (701 amino acids)
Biological process (GO): G protein-coupled receptor signaling pathway; cell surface receptor signaling pathway
Cellular component (GO): membrane
Molecular function (GO): G protein-coupled receptor activity
Source: RefSeq, a predicted model, not a curated record
AUGAGGGGCGGCGAGUCACUCGCUCGGCAUUCUCCGCCGCUCGCGUGCAGUAACGCCCUAACGACGCCGGGCCACGCCAGCCGCCCCGCGAGGGAUGCUGGCCCUGCUGGCCCUGCUGGCCGCAAGGGUCCGCGCGGCCCGCUGCCCAACGUGGAGCAGGGGGCGCCACCGCCCUGCAGCAGCCACGACACGGAGCUGCUCUUCUGGGACGACAAGGUGCAGCUGUUCUCCAACGGGUCGCUGGUCGUCACACAGCACCGCCCCGACCUGUUCAGGCCGCCGUCCAUGGCUGAGGCCGCUGAGGACUCCCCGGAGGCCGCGGUCGGGGACGAGGGCGAGCGCAGCUUCCUCUUCCCGGCCGGGUCCUUCUGCAUGGACCGCCUGACGCUGCCGCCCGUCAUGACCGUGCCGCUGGAGGAGCAGGACGUCGGCAAGGAGGUGGAGGAGGCCGUGGCGGCGGACAUGGCGCGCAACGACACGACCGCCGUCCUGGAGGAGGACGACGAGGACGUGCACCACGUCAUCCUGCUGUGCCCGUGCUCGGCGCACGGCGUGCGCUGCGUGCGCAAGUGCUGCCACGCCAACUCGGUGCUGCUGGUGGACGCCAAGGGGGACACCGAGUGCCACCACGACCCCCAGCAGCAGCAGCAGCAGCAGCAGGACGGCGUGGCGUCCGCCGCCGACUUCAACAAGGCCCGCGACAUGCAGGCCAGCCGCGAGUGGGGGCCGAGCCAGCACCGGCACCCUGACGAACUGCACUCGGGCCAAGAGCUGUUCAUGCUGCACGUGCUGCCGCACUGCUCCAACCCGGAAGGGCGCCGCUUCCUGCUCAACUCCGUCUCCCUGUUCAACUCGACGCAGUCGGGGCAGUUCUGGAUCAUGGACGACGGCUCCGCCGUGGUGGACAGCUUCGGCGUGGACAACUCCGUGCCCGCGGGCGCGUUCUGCGGCGAGGUGGCCCUGGACGCGGCGACGGGGCUGCGCGCCGCCAACCUCCUCGUGUGCGCCGACCCCGGCGUGCUGGCCAGCUCGUCCACGGCCAGGACCUUCUACGGCGCCCUGGCCGCCACGGGGGCGGCGUUCUUGGCCGUGACGCUGCUGGUGCACGCCACCCUGCCCGAGCUGCGCAGAAGCCUCCACUCCAGCAACCUGAUGGCGCACACGGGCUCCCUGCUCAUGGCCUACAUCGCCCUGACGGUCAACGCCCUGGCGCCGCCCGCCCUGCCGCACGCCGCUUGUCUAGUUUUGGCGUUCGUGCUGCAGUUCUCCUUCCUGGCGGCCUUCUUCUGGCUGAACGUGAUGUGCGUCGACAUCUCCUGGGCCUUCAGUGGGCUCCGCCUGCCGCAGGGGAGCGCCGCGGAGCGCGACCGCAAGAAGUUCCUGUGGUACUCGUUGUACGCGUGGGGCAGCACCGCCGCCAUCACGGGCCUCACCGUGGCCAUGAACUUCCUGCCCUUGCCCUCGCCGGGGGUGGGCCCCCACGCGCUGCACCCCCAGAUCGGCGUCGUCAGCUGUUGGUUCAAAGAGAAAGCGAGCGUGCUCAUCUACUUCUACGGCCCGAUGGCGUUCCUGCUCUUGGCCAACCUGGUCCUCUUCGUCUACACCGCGGCGCGCAUCCUGGCCGUGCGCAAGGACACCGCCAUCCUGCACAAGGCCGACAACGCGCGCUCGCACUCGGGCGCCGAGACGCAGAGGCUGGUGCUCUACGUCAAGCUGUUCGGCUUGAUGGGCCUGACCUGGGUCACGGAGAUCAUCUCCUGGGCGUCUGGCGGCCGCGACUACUACUGGUACGCCACCGACGUCAUCAACCUGCUCAGGGCGGUCUUCAUCUUCAUCAUCUUCUGCUGCAAGAGGAAGGUGCUUCGCCUCAUGCUGGACCGCUUCACCAGCGAGGGCACUGCGGACACCAGCGGCAGCCGCGGCGGCCGCAGCGGCGCGGGGCCGCGUGCGCGCGGACGGGGUGCCGGCACCAUGACCAGCUCCCUCACCUUCCAGCAGGACGCCCGCAGGCUCCAGCAUACGGCGUCCCAAGACAGCAGCAUGACCACGGUGACGUCGCCGACGCCGACCACCACGCCGGACGCCAUCGCGUUGAGCGUGCGGUGAGCGCUCUCCGGCGCGCAUUUUGUUUCUCAAGUUGACGCAAUGCACGCACAGUGUGGCAUCAUUCUAGUCCUUUUCCCAACAAGUCUCUCACUUAAGUACAAGUCCAGUUUAUGUUCAAAACUUCGAAAUAAAUGUGAUAUUUUUUUAGCA